Molecule: messenger RNA, 2922 nt
Organism: Exaiptasia diaphana
Lineage: Eukaryota; Metazoa; Cnidaria; Anthozoa; Actiniaria; Aiptasiidae
Exons: 2
Coding region: 141-2768 (875 amino acids)
Source: RefSeq, a predicted model, not a curated record
AUGCGGGUUUUCCUGACACCUACGAACCACAACCAAGUGAUAGCCCAACAGAAAACGUUCAAGGAGUCCUUGUUGAUGAACUUGAGGAAGAAGAUGUAAGAUUGACAGAAUUCUUGACAGGAGUUUGUGAAGAAGAGCUCAUGUACAUGGAACAGCCUCUCUUUGAAGCAAGUCAAGAAGUGUGGAACUUGAAUGAAGAUGAAAUAAAUCAUGACUUUACGCCAACUUCAAAUGGACAAUCUCCUAUGUACCAUGAUGUCAGAGAGGAUAAUGCAAUGCACAUAAUCCAGUGGAUGAUGAUAUUYUUGUGUAUGUGGUCAUCAUACUGCUAUGUGUCAGAUCACGCAAUGGAAAUUCUAAUUAGUUUCAUUGGAGCAGUAUUCAAGGCUCUUGGCUCCCUUUUCCCAGCAUUUGCUGGUAUGGCUCUGUUAUUUCCCAAUUCAUUAAAUGCAUUGAAAUGCAAAUUGGGUAUGAACAAAGAUGAGUUUUUAAAAUUUGUGGUUUGUCCAAAGUGUGAGACUCUGUAUGAUUUUGAUGAGUGCUAUGAAGAAAGAUUUGGACGAACAGUGAUAAAAAAAUGCCAGUUCAUCAAUAAUGAAAACCACAGACAAGCAUUUAGGAGAACUGUAUGCAAUGAACCUCUUUUAAAAGAAGUAAUCCUAAAAAAUGGAAAGAAGAGAUUCUACCCUUUUAAAGUCUUCUGCUACAACAGUAUUAUAGACAGUUUAAAGAGAAUGGUUGCCAGACAGAAUUUUUUAUCUAACUGUGAACAGUGGAGAACAAGGAAUGUUCCACAAGGGAUUUUGACUGACAUUUUUGAUGGUAAAGUCUGGAAAGAUUUUUUGUAUAUACAAGGACAACCCUUCUUAGCCAAUCCUCAUAACUUUGCCUUCAUGAUGAAUGUUGAUUGGUUUCAGCCCUUUAAACAUUCCCUGUAUAGUGUUGGAGCUAUAUACAUGGUCUUCAUGAAUUUGCCCAGAGAAUUGAGAUUCAAACCAGAGAACAUUAUACUAGUAGGGGUUAUACCAGGYCCCCAUGAACCAAAACUGACAAUAAAUACUUAUCUUAAACCGCUUGUUGCUGAGCUAAAUACUUUGUGGAAAGGACUAGAAAUUCAUUCAUCAGAAGCUGGUGGUAUCCUAACUAUUCAUGCAGCACUUUUGUGUGUAGGCUGUGAUGUUCCUGCAGCAAGGAAAGUAUGUGGAUUUACAGGACAUGGAUCUUGCCAAGGGUGUUCAAAAUGUAAAAAAGUGUUUACUGGAAAUGUGUCAGAGAGAAUGGACUUCUCUGGUUUUGAACCUUGCCCUCCACGGACAAAUGAGGAGCAUCGAAAACAGGCACAGGAUAUUUUAAACCAAACUUCUGCCACAGAUAAAYCCUCUAAAGAAAAAGAGUAUGGUACAAGAUUUACAGAAUUGAUGAUGCUGCCUUACUUUGAUUGUGUUCGAUUCCACAUCAUCGACCCAAUGCACAAUCUUUUUACAGGAACUGCGAAGCAUAUUAUGAAAAACAUUUGGCUUGAUGAUUCCUUGCCAYUUAUUGAGAGAAAGAAACUUGAGCAAAUCCAAAAGAAAAUAGACAAAAUUAUUGUCCCAUCAAGUGUUGGUCGUUUACCAAAGAAGAUCUGCAAUAGCUAUGGUGGUUUCACUGCUGAUCAAUGGAAAGCGUGGACCAUCAUCUACUCAAUUUAUGCACUUUGGAAUGUUCUUCCACAAAAGGAUUUAGAAGUGUGGCGCAAUUUUGUUUUGGCAUGUAGUAUUUUGUGUACCCCAAUCAUAACAGAAACCAAAGCUCGACUGGGACAUCUGCACCUGAUGUCGUUUUGUAAGGAGUUUGAAAAGUUGUAUGGUAGCACAAAGGUGACACCCAAUAUGCAUCUACACACUCACAUUUUACAAUGUAUUUUUGACUAUGGUCCUGUCUAUUCUUUUUGGCUAUUUAGUUUUGAAAGAUAUAAUGGUAUUUUGGGUGAGUAUUCUACAAACCAGCGAUCCAUUGAGAUACAGAUUAUGAGAAAGUUCUUAUCAGAACAAUUUGUCAAAGCAAUCUCUCUACCUACUAGUUAUAAAGACAUUUUUGCUCCACUUUUGAGCAAAUUGAGAUCCAGUACAAUCGGAACUGUAAACUCUGCGGUUUAUGAUAGUUSAUCAGACUUAGUCAUCAAGCAAAGUCUUCUUUCUAUUGGUCCAGUGAGAAAAGGACUGUUCUGGAUAAUUSCAGAUCAAGUAGAUUUYAUGACAUGUAUACCACCUAUAUUCAAGACUUCUAUUGCAAUGGACUCUCUCCCAUAUUUGAAAUCUUCAUAUAAAUCUUUCUUAAGUGGUGUUGAUGAGUCAUCCGUGACUGCCUCAUGUGAAGUUAUUUCCAGCAUACRUGUUGCAGGUGAAAUAUUUGGAUCUCUAUCAUCAAGGCAUUGUAGAUCUGCUUACAUUUUGGCUGCUUGGUGUGGUUUAAAUGGACGAGUAGAUUCUUCUGGUACAAACCUUCGUCCAGGUGUUAUUCAACACUUCUUACAGCAAAAUGUUCAUGUCAAUGGUCAACUUGAAACCUGUAUCUUAGCUGAAGUAAAAUGGUUCCAGGAACACCACAAAAGACAUAAAUUAGGAGCCCYAGUCCAAGUAUGGUGCAAAGACCACUAURAAAUAGAUGGUCCUGCAGGCUUCCUGCCACUACAGAGAAUUCACUCUAAAUUUGUACCAGCAUAUGACACAAUUGACAAUGAAAAUGUAUUAGUCGUGUGCCCUCUGCCUCGUAAAUUACAAUGCUGAUUUGGCAUAUCAUGAGUUUGCAAUGUGAACACAGAUCAAUUCUGGCAUCAUUUAGCAAAUUAUUGUAGUAACAAGGGGAUAAGAAGUAGUCUUUAGACGCUAUGUAAUAUUGAACUUUGUAUAUACAUUUUAGUUUGUUGCUGUUGAUUCAUUA